Molecule: messenger RNA, 3434 nt
Organism: Spodoptera litura
Lineage: Eukaryota; Metazoa; Arthropoda; Insecta; Lepidoptera; Noctuidae
Product: xaa-Pro aminopeptidase 1
Source: RefSeq, a predicted model, not a curated record
AACACACCGACUAACCAUUUACUGCAAAUUCAUUUUCGUAUUUCACUUUUUUUGGUUCUCUUAAAACACGUUGUUUAUAUUUUAAUCGCUGCAUAUUAAAAUUGUUUUGGUUUAUUUAUCUGUUUUUAUCCUUCAAAUGACCUUUUUGCGAUUAUUUUGUUAGCACUCUAACUAUGAUUUGCGUAUGACACUCGAGUUGGUGGUUCAUUAUAAACUGAAACUAUGUGGUCGCUGAAACUGCUGCAGCUGGCGACAGUCGCCGUAAUAUUUACAGUAUGUGAUGGCGCGCGUUUGUCAGCGCAGAUGCCUCCUACAACGACGACGAUGUCACUGACGCCAUCGAUGUCACCAGUGCCGCUCACCAUCCUGCAGGAACAACCAACGCAGCCGGUUCCUCCCGUCUGUGCGGACGCUAUUGAUGUCAACAACCCGUUAGGAAGGCUACGUAGCGCUAUGAGAAACUCCGCUUAUACCCAAAUGAACGCGUUCUUUGAUGCUUUUCUUAUAUUCUUUACUGAUGAGCAUUUGAGCGAGGAGCCUCACAAAUCGGAACGACGAUUAGAAUACGUCAGUGGGUGGGACGGGUCCGGAACCGGUGCCGUAUUGGCAGACGGCGGCGCUGCCAUAUGGGUGCCGUCUGGCGACGUACGGCGCGCAAGGGCCACGCUUACUUGCGCAUGGCUUGUCAUCGAUGGUGACGAUCCUAGUCAGCCAACUAUAGCCGAAUGGAUUUCUGAGCGGUUAUCUCGCAGUGGUCGUGUGGGGGGUGACGCUCGCCUGACGUCGAUGGGCGAGUGGCAAGUUUUGUCCACAGCCCUACAGCGUGAGGGGCUGCAACUAGUACAUAUUCCAACACUGGUUGACCAGCUUUGGAACGAAGAGCCUGACCCAGACCGCACUCGACCCGACUUCCCCAAAACUGUCGCCAAAAAUUAUGAAAUAGAGCACGCUGGCGUCAGUUGGCGCGACAAAGUGGCCCUGGUUCGAAGUGAGCUGCACGCAGUGGGAGCCGAUGCCAUGAUCGUGACGGCUCUAGAUGAAGUAGCUUGGUUAUUAAACGUGCGAGGAAGGGACCUGCCUUUUGCUAGAUUGCUGAAAGCCUUCGUGUAUAUCACCCUGCGCGAAGUCAAGGUGUUCGUGCCACCAGGAAAACUGUCCGUACAUGUACGGGACGCGCUCCUGUAUAACUGUUUUGCCAACAACUGCACCAAGGUAAAUGAGUAUACCAGCAUAUACUCAGAACUGCGGCGGGUACCAGAUUCCAAGAUCCUGAUUCCUGCAGCGGGUACUUUCCAGCGCGGUGCGUCUGCUGCUAUAGCGCAGAGCGUUCCACCUGCCAAGCGAAUGUUCCUGCUCUCCCCUAUCAUAUACCUCAAGGCUCAGAAGAACGAGGCAGAAGUAAAGGGAAUGAAAAAAGCUCACUUGUGGGAUGCAGUUGCCAUGUGCACUUUAUUUAGCUAUCUUGAGAGUAAAUCAGCACUAAGUGAAAUAUCAGUGGAGCGCACGGUGGACAUAACCCGAGAUACGCAGGCUGGGUACAUUGGACCUGCUAUGAAAACACGCGUGGCUUUCGGUAUAAACGCCGCGGAUCCCGAUUACCGAGCGACGAACGCCUCCAACAAACUUAUCACCAAGAAUGCCACGCUGGUUAUACAGUCCGGUGGACAGUACGAUGAGGGGACAACAAUAGUGACUCGUACAGUGCACUAUGGGAUGCCAACACGCGAAGAAAGACGGGUAUAUACCACGGUGAUGCGAUCCUUAGCAGCGUUAGCAGGGUUACGCAUCCCGUCCACCUUGCCCGCGGCGCACGUCGACCCUGUAGCUCGAGCUCCACUUUGGGCUGCUAAACAGGAUUAUCCUCAUCUUACUGGACACGGAGUAGGCGCUGCCCUGUGUCGCAAAGAAGAUCCAGUAGUUAUUGACUACAGACAAGACACAAAUCUUCAUACACUGAGGGAAGGGUAUUUUAUUACAGCCGAACCAGGAUGGUAUGAAAUUGGCAAAUAUGGAGUGCGUUUAGGAAAUGUUCUGGAAGUGGUGUUGAGGCCGAACGGCUACUUAGGAUUCCACGAGGCCACUCUCUUGCCGUACGAGCCAAAGUUAAUAGACAGGAGUAUGCUUACUGAGUACGAGAUUUUAUGGUUGAAUGACUACAAUGAUAGGAUAAGAAGAGAAGUAGGACCGGAACUGAAGUCCCGGGGCCUCACCGAUGUCUUAUACUGGAUGAUGAACAAGACUGUCCCCAUCGAGCUGCCCUCUAAAGCCAAGAAACUAGUCAGUAGCUCUACUGAGAAUAGUGCAACAAUCUCUGUACUACUAUUAUCUUUCGUGUUACUUUAUUUUGUGUAAUAAAAUAAUUAUCUUUAUACGAGCUGGAUAUAAUCAUGUAACUAUGUAACCUUUAAUACUAAUUACGUAUCCAGAUAAUUUUAUCUAAUCUUCUAAAAUUUUCAUCUUAUAUCAAUGUUUGUACUUUAAUACUUAGGAUAUUUUAGAAAAUUGUUAUAAUACUUAGAGGAAACAGCUGAUGCUGAUAGAUAGCAAUUUAUAGUCAUAUUUUAAAAUUAUUAAGUUGUUAUAUUUAUAGUGCCUUUGUGUGUACGAAAGUCAUAUCCGAGAUGGUGCCUACUUACGCAAUGUUAGCAAUGUUGGAAUUCUACGUGUUUGUAAUAUUUUAGUAUGCUUGGUUAUGUGGACACAGACGUCGACUCUGGGUACCUACAGCAUUUUCACCAAUUAUGCAUAGUAAUUAUACAAUAUUCAACAUUGGGGUAGCUAAGCAUUGAUAUUCUCCUAGUCCGCUUGGAUUUUUUUAAAUAGGUAUGUACCUGCAUAUGGCUUAUUGAAUCUAGAUGUUUAUUCUCUCUGUGUAGAACACCAGCAAAGACAUUUUUUUUAAAGAAAAUUGGGGGAGCGACCCUAGGCUGAAAUGGCUGCAACAUAUUUUGAUGAAAUGCUAAUAAUUUUCGAACAUAGAGUAGUUUUCAACUGGGGUUUGCCCUAAUAGGCUAGAAAAUCCAGCAAUACCUACUGCAAAUUCCAACUCUAACCAAAAUAGAUUUCUUUUUGUAAUCCCUCAUAUACAGCCAAUUUCCUUAACACAAACAUAUUUGUGUUCUUGCUACCGGCUGUCGACGUCCAUGUAGGUGUUUGUGAACUUAGAUAACUAUGUUGAUUCUGAGCAUUAACACAAAAUUAUAUUCAUGUAUUGUGAAGCCGGUGGAGAUUCCUGUGCCUUAGAAUUAGCGCGCACGAUAUACUAGUCCCACAAUGUAGUUAGUUUGAAUGAACAUUGUACAAAUUAUGUUUUAUUUCACUAAGUAGGUAGAUUAGCAGGUCCUUAGACAAUAGGGUGGAUGCCUAAUUUUUAUGUUAAUGUCGGUCUGGGAGAUUAUUUUAAAUCAUUAGAUACGUAUUUUUUAUUUUCUUAC